Messenger RNA from Anisakis simplex (herring worm), 654 nucleotides. The record is from the annotation of a GenBank genome assembly. Lineage: Eukaryota; Metazoa; Nematoda; Chromadorea; Rhabditida; Anisakidae.
AUGUGGUACUGGGCUGUGGAUUUGAACAAUAGUGAAGUGAACGCUAUCAUAAGUCGUGCCUAUUUGGAAUUACUCGAUUGGAAUGUAAAAUAUAAAUAUCCACCAACACUUUUGGUGGAUAGAAAUCGUUUGGAAGCGAUUGCCGAGAAGGUAUUGCAAUUGAUUGUGUGCACGUCGUGUGUUUUGAUAACGUGCAAUCUGGCUGGUAAAGAAGUUUGUGAAUUUGAUAAUUUCAAAGGGAAUCUCAAAAAUCAAUUGGUUAUCAUUACGAAUGAUAUCGAAAAAUGUAAUAUCAACGAGCGGUUAGAGUUGGUCUAUGCGCAAUGUGAAAAAGGUAUUUUGAGUUGUUACAAAGAGCUGAAUUUGGGUGAUUAUGAUGAUGAGAAAAAGGCACAACUGCGGGCACAGAUCAUGGCUGUUUCUGAGCCGAAUAAUCAAGUUCGAAAACUGAUGCAGAAUCGCAUCAAUUCGUUUAUUCUGUCGAUGAUAUCUCAUGAGUCUGCAUCCACAUCACAACGACUUCCAAUCGGUGUCUCUAUGGUCGAGCAAGAGUUGACCGCAGUUCUGUCGCUUCUCACCCGCAUCAUCUCGCAUAAUCGAACCACAUUCGGAACACUCUAUGGUGAGCUCAUCAAAGAAGCGAUGUCCAAUUGA